ACACAGAAAAAGAUGGAGACCAUCAGCCAGACUUUGGAACAUGUAUUGGUCACAGCUCAUCAUCAGAACUGUCUGACUGUGGGAGUUUAUGAGUCUGCAAAAUUCCUGAAUGAAUACCCGGAUGGCGCGGUGCUGUGUGUGCUGGCCCUUGAUGAGGAGGAUGAAGAUGACGCUGCGCUGCAGAUUCACUUCAAACUGCUGCAGGCUUUCUGCUACGACAAUUACCUCGACAUCCUGCGAGUGACGGGAAUGAGGCGGCUCGCUCAGCUGCUAGAGGAAACCAGCAACAGAAGCGAAUCCCGCGACCUGCAUUGCAUCUUGGUCAUUAACACUUCUGAACAGAUUCUGCAGUGCGAGGCUCUUCAGCAGGUCGCCAGGUUCUGCGAGGAGAGCCGCCACAGGUACGAGUGUCUCCCCCACCUUGAGCUGCAGGACCGCUGA
This is a messenger RNA of Maylandia zebra (zebra mbuna), 441 nucleotides long. RefSeq names its product growth arrest and DNA damage-inducible protein GADD45 beta-like. Lineage: Eukaryota; Metazoa; Chordata; Actinopteri; Cichliformes; Cichlidae. Gene Ontology annotation, biological process: regulation of cell cycle. Gene Ontology annotation, cellular component: nucleus; cytoplasm. The record is from RefSeq and is a predicted model, not a curated record.